Messenger RNA from Dendronephthya gigantea, 1859 nucleotides. RefSeq lists its product as uncharacterized. The record is from RefSeq and is a predicted model, not a curated record. The coding region runs from base 14 to 1705 and encodes 563 amino acids. NCBI's taxonomy places the organism in Eukaryota, Metazoa, Cnidaria, Anthozoa, Malacalcyonacea, Nephtheidae. The transcript has a single exon.
UUGUUGUUUUACGAUGCCUGAAUUAAUCACAGGCGUUUUGGGAUUUGCCUUACGUAUAACAUCGAAGAAAGCCCGCUCUUAUGUCGCCAAGAAACUUAAGCAUGGAGGAUUGACGGCCCAAAAGUUUCGAGGUUUGAUUAUUAGUAAAUUGGACAAAAUUAAUUCGACACUUGAUGAUAUGAAGAAACUGAAUCUUCGCAUGAGCAUUAGUCGCUUUAAGCUAGGUAUGGACCAUUUGUAUCCGUCCUUUGACAAGACUUCUGAAGGUGGAAACAUAUCGACGGCAGAUUUAGCAAGUGGAAAGCCAUUUCAAGAAAUAACCGCUCAACAUCUAGAGUCGAAGAUCGAGAGAUUUCCCGAGUUGGCAAAAGAAUGCUUCGAGGCCGCUGAGAAGUAUGCGAGUAAAGCAUUUCAAAGCGCAUCAUUGAGUAUCGAAGAAAGAAUUUUAGCGAGUGAAUUACGGAUCGCAAGCGAAAUGUUAGCACGCGAAGGCAAGCCGGAAGAUGCGGCGAAAGGCUGUUUGCGUUCCCUGCAGGAACUACAUGAAAUGCCUGAGAUAGAAGCAGUGGUUUCUGUGUACCUCAAAGGAGGAGUGAAAGCUUUUUUCAAGAAGGAUACUCGAGCGGAAGUUGUGAAAGCCCUGAAGAUGAUCAAUUUGAUAUUGGCUGAUUUUAUCUCAAAGAAUGCAAACGCAAAGAAAAGUAUGUCUGUUUUCGAUUGGCCGAUGAUAAAGUGUGGCAGCAAGCAAUUCGUCUCUUUCAUAUCACUUUAUUGUGAUGACGAAUCCUCAUUAAAUCCGGAGGAGAUGAAAACCACACUACCCUGGGACAUUUCACCUGAAACGUUAAUCUUUCUGGAUUUCCCUGCUGUCAAGUUUAUGAUUUCCCAGUUGGCUGCCUUGUCCAAGAAUGGUGACCUCGUUUGCUUUUCCGAAAGCAGUCCAUGUUGUCCUCAAAAGCUCGAUAAGACAACCGGUGAAAUGAAGCCAUACCGUUCUUCUUCAUUGGAAGAUAAAACUAUACUUCCUUUUGGCGUCGUUGUCGAUGAAGACGAUCAAGUGCAUCUUGUGUCAUUUGACGGAACCUUGUCAGUGUUCAGUGAAGAUGGGAGAAAUAUUCAUCAGCGUGCGUUAACCUUUCUGAAGCCUGAGGACAUCGAGUCCUUAAAAUCUGCGGCAAUUACUGUUACCAAGGAUAAAAGUAUUGUCAUUGCUUGCGGACAUUGGCAGAGUAGUCUGAAGAGUAUCGUGGUAUAUAUAUGUAACAAAGAUGGAGAAGUCACAAAGUUUAACACAGGUUUGAGUAGUUACACCUAUAAAGUAAAAUCAUUGACUGUUAAUUGCGAUAAUGAGGUCAUAAUUGUAACAUAUAAGUGGCCAGAUCUAUUAUUUGUGCUUUACGUCUUCACAGAAAAAGGAGAGCUACGGAAAUCUGUGAAAGUUCGUCAUAGUAAAAAUGAUUUUUUCAAUAACGAUGUCUUUUACGAUGAUGUUUCCAAGACUAUUAUUGGCUACGCAUGGUCUAAUGAUGGCAAGGUGUUGAUCGAGUAUUGGUCUGGGGAAACAGGCAAACUUCUAUAUUCAUAUUUAUUACUUCUUACAACUGUACCAGACGAUUUAAUAAGGUUUCAUCUUGUCUGCAACAAAGAUGGCGGACUUGUUUUGGUUGGCCCGAGGCAUGUCAUUUUUGUUAAACAUUCUUCGUGAGCCAAUUCUUUCAGAACGGUUUACAUAUUCCAUUUCUAAAAUCGAUGCCGGGUCUGAUUCAAGGGAAACUAUUGAUAUAAAUGUCAGUUUAACUUGUAAUGAAUAUAAGUUGUAAUUAAUGGUGGCUGAUCGUUAUUUAAAUGUUGCAUGUAUU